Molecule: messenger RNA, 3621 nt
Organism: Fundulus heteroclitus (mummichog)
Lineage: Eukaryota; Metazoa; Chordata; Actinopteri; Cyprinodontiformes; Fundulidae
Source: RefSeq, a predicted model, not a curated record
AUGUUCCCUGUAACUUUGCUGCAGCUGCUGCUGCUGGCUGUGGGAUUCUAUGUGAAGUGUGAACAGCUGACCCAGCCAGCCUCCUUAACGGUACAACCAGAUCAGCCUCUGACCAUCAGCUGUCAGGUCUCUUAUUCUCUGAGCAGCUAUCGCACACACUGGAUCAGACAGCCUCCAGGGAAAGGACUGGAGUGGAUUGGUAGUGUACGCAUUGGAUAUAACACAUACUACAGAGAUUCACUAAAGAAUAGGUUUAGUAUAACCUUACAGGAUUCCAGUAAAACAGUGACUCUGAAUGGACAGAAUUUGCAGCCUGAAGACUCUGCUGUGUAUUACUGUGCCAGAACUACUUCGACUACUGGGGACAGGGGACCGAAGUCACAGUAUCAUCAGAGACAUCUUCAUCUCCAACUCUGUUCCCACUCACUCCAUGUGAUUCUGAGAGUGGGGAUAGUGUCACCAUUGGCUGUCUCGCCCAGGACUUUUUUCCAAAAGGUGUUACGUUCCAGUGGACCAAUGCCGGCAAAACUAAAGUGGCUUCUGAGCAGUAUAUUUUUCCUCAAAAUAACGCCAACAACAGAUUCACUGGAGUCAGUGUGAUCAGCGUGCCAAGAUCGGAGGCUUUGUCCUACAACUGUUCUCUCACUCAUCCUACAGGAGAAAAAUCUGUGCAAGUGGGAGAUGUCAUCUCACCUCCACAUGUAACAUUGCUCUCAGUGCCAGAAGGAGACAAACAGGUCUUGGUCUGUUCCAUCAAAGACUUUGCCCCCAAACAACUGUCAGUCAGUUGGAAGAAAAACAACAACAACAUUGUGACUGGCUUCAGUAGCUUCGAUCCCCAAAAAAGUGGAGCUGUUUAUUCGGCUGUCAGCAUCUUAACAGUUGACAAAACCGACUGGGACAAGAAAGCUGUUUACACCUGUGGGGUCACUCACAAGGGACAAAAUUACGAAAAGAAGGCCUCAACAGCACCUAUUACAGUGAAACUGAGCCCUCCCAGUCCUAAAGCAAUGUUCUCCAAUAAAAAAGCAGAGCUAAAAUGUGUUGUUACUGGACAAGAUGGAAGCAUUUUAUCAAGUACUACUGUUAAUUGGUACAUUAAUGGACAGCAAGUGACCAACGGGAUAACUGAUGGUAGCAAUUCAGGAGAAAAAUACAGCACAUUAACUCGAAACCUUGCUGAAUGGAAGAAAGUCAACACAGUGAGCUGCUCUGCCACAAGAAUCGACAUGGCACCAGUAAGUCAGAGUCUGACUGUCAACAGAGGAAAUGAAGAGCCCAACAUUGAAGUCCAAAUUGUUCCAAAUAGCACAGACAGUGAAGUCACUCUGGUGUGUCUGGUCACCAGUCAGAGGCUGCAAGAUUACUACAUCGCCUGGUCAGAAAGUUCUGGGAAAGAUGCUGAAAAUUUCAAUGAUGGGAUUAACUUGCCCACACAGAAGAUAAGGAACAGUUACUUGGUUUCAAGCCUCUACACCAUCACCAAGGACAGCUGGAACAGAAACAUGUUCAGCUGCAAUGUUUGGCCUGCAGGCAGUGAUCAAGCUGUCAAACCUCGAUAUGUGUCCAGGUUUUCUGAUCAUGCAGCACCUAUUACUGUGAAACUGAGCCCUCCCAGUCCUAAGGCAAUGUUCUCCAAUAAACAAGCAGAGCUCAAAUGUGUUGUUACUGGACAGGAUAGAAGCAUUUUAUCUGAUACUAACAUCAGUUGGUACAUUAAUGGACAGCAAGUGACCAAUGGGAUAACUGAUGGCAGCAAUUCAGGAGAAAAAUACAGCACAUUAACUCGAGACCUUAAAGAAUGGAAGAAAGUCCACACAGUGAGCUGCUCUGCCACAAGAAUCGACAUGGCACCAGUAACUCAGAGUCUGACUGUCAACAGAGGAAAUGAAGAGCCCAACAUUGAAGUCCAAAUUGCUCCAAAUAGCACAGACAGUGAAGUCACUCUGGUGUGUCUGGUCACCAGUCAGAGGCUGCAAGAUUACUACAUCGCCUGGUCAGAAAGUUCUGGGAAAGAUCCUGAAAAUUUCACUGAUGGGAUUAACUUGCCCACACAGAAGAUAAGGAACAGUUACUUGGUUUCAAGCCUCUACACCAUCACCAAGGACAGCUGGAACAGAAACAUGUUCAGCUGCAAUGUUUGGCCUGCAGGCAGUGAUCAAGCUGUCAAACCUCGAUAUGUGUCCAGGUUCUCAGAUCAUGCAGCACCUGUUACUGUGAAACUGAGCCCUCCCAGUCCUAAGGCAAUGUUCUCCAAUAAACAAGCAGAGCUCAAAUGUGUUGUUACUGGACAGGAUAGAAGCAUUUUAUCUGAUACUAAGAUCAGUUGGAACAUUAAUGGACAGCAGGUGACUAAUGGGACAAACGAUAGUGGCAAUUCAGGAGAAAAAUACAGCACAUUAACUCGAAACCUUAAUGAAUGGAACAAAGUCAACACAGUGAGCUGCUCUGCCACGAUCAACGACAUGACACCAGUAACUCAGAGUCUGACUGUCAACAGAGGAAUUGAAGAGCCCAAAAUUCAAGUCCUACUUCCUUCAGGGAGCACAGACAGUGAAGUCACUCUGGUGUGUCUGGUCACCAGUUCAAAGGAGCAAGAUUACUACAUCGCUUGGUCAGAAAGCUCUGGGUAUAAUUCUGGAACAUUCAUUGACGGGAUUACCUUGCCCACACAGAAGAUCAACAAUAGUUACUUGGUUUCAAGCCUUUACACCAUCAACAAGAAAAAGUGGGAGGGAACUGACCAGUUCAGCUGUAAUGUAUGGCCUGCUGGUCGUGAAAAAGCUAGCAGCCCCCAAUCUGCAUCUAAGUACUCAGGAUGUACAGGUUUCUACUCAGUCAUAAAUGAGACAAUCGCUUUGAGUUGCAUUGAAAAUGCCACUGAAGGAGAAGACUUCAACAGCUUGUGGUCCACAGCCUCCUCAUUCAUCUUCCUCUUCAUCUUCUCUCUCUCCUAUAGCAUGAUUUUAAGCCUGGUUCAGAUGAAGAAACAAUAGAGAUUCCAGUGGACACAGCAAAAAAAAUAAUGACUGCCAAUAUUUACAAGACCUUUCACAUGUUUUAUGUCAUGUUAUAAUAUAUUAAAUAUUUUAAAAUGUGAAACAUUCUGGUGUUUCUUGGGUAUAAAAAGUUUUCAGUAAUGAUAUAGUGAAACAUAGCAGCUUUUUGUCCUUCUAUAAUAUGUUUUUUUUACAUGCAUUUUAAAAUGAGUCUCAUCCAUUUAUUUCUGUUAGAAAAUAUUUUUAGCGCUACUUCUGUAAUGAGAUAGUAAUAUUGCUAACAAGGCUUAUUAAUUCGUAAUGUUUCUUUUAAGCAAAAAUUUAAUUUUCUUUCUUACAUGAGUGCCUCUUUGCUUUUCAUGAACCUGUUUUUUCAGUUACAUGCCGGUGUUUCUGCAGUUUUCUAGAAAAUUAUUUUUAGAAAUAUAUUUGAAUGUGCUUCUAUACCUCUGGGACAUCAGCUGAAACUUUGCAGAAACAGUCAAAGUUAAACUUCAUGGAAAGAACAGAUAAGGCAUAUUUGCAUUUUGUUUCUGUACUACCGAGGGAGUCUGUAAUUUUUUAAAAGCGAAAGGAAAAUAGUGUGCACAAUUAAAAUAAAUUUUUAAAAUCUGCCAAUAAA